AUGUCCUCUCACACAACAAGCUUGGUAUCCCCCGCCUCUUUUCGCGAAACAUUGUCAGGGCACAAGAUACCCGUCUUGGGAUAUGGUCUAUAUGAAGUCCCAGAAAAUGUCGCAGAAGAUGUGACCAAAACAGCAUUAAAAGCUGGCUACCGCCAUUUUGAUUCGGCUGCAUUUUACGAGAACGAGGCGCAAUGUGCUGCAGCAGUUCGCAGCGCAGGAUUAGAACGCUCCGACGUCUUUUUAACGACAAAAAUCUUACCAGAGUUUGCAGGAAAGGGGGUUGGCUAUGAAGCUACAAAAGAAUGUAUUCAGAAAAGCCUCGAAAGGGCUCAAACGUCAUACUUCGACCUAAUCUUGAUUCACACCCCAUAUGGAGGGAAGGAAGGACGCCUAGGCACAUGGCGCGCGCUUGUUGAAGCCCAAAAGACCGGCAAGACUCGCUUGAUCGGUGUGUCGAAUUACGGUAUUGCUCACUUGGAGGAGUUGGAAAACUACAUCCAGAGCGAAGUUGGUGGUCAUAUCGACGUCGCUCAGUACGAACUGCACCCCUGGCUCGCGCGGGCGGAUCUGGUUGAGUGGUUUAAGAGACGAGGGACGGUCAUCGAGGCGUACUCUCCUCUUGUCAGAGGAACUCGGAUGACUGAGCCUGUACUCCAGUCAUUGAGUGAGAAGCACGGGAAAUCACCGGCUCAGAUCUUGAUCCGCUGGAGCCUUCAAAUGGGGUUCAUUCCUUUACCAAAAUCGUGUACUCCCAGGCGGAUUAUGGAAAAUACCGAUGUGUUUGAUUUCGAACUGGAUGCAGGCGACAUGAAUAUGCUGCAUACUGGUGAUUAUUCGCCAUCUGAAUCUGACUGGGAUCCUACCAUAGAGGGGCUUGAGAAAUAA
Penicillium pulvis is the source of this 885-nucleotide messenger RNA. RefSeq names its product aldo/keto reductase family protein. Bases 1 to 885 code for a protein of 294 amino acids. The record is from RefSeq and is a predicted model, not a curated record. Lineage: Eukaryota; Fungi; Ascomycota; Eurotiomycetes; Eurotiales; Aspergillaceae. The transcript is spliced from 6 exons. Gene Ontology annotation, molecular function: oxidoreductase activity.